This is a messenger RNA of Aspergillus fijiensis CBS 313.89, 597 nucleotides long. RefSeq names its product Metallo-dependent phosphatase. The coding region runs from base 1 to 597 and encodes 198 amino acids. The transcript is spliced from 4 exons. The record is from RefSeq and is a predicted model, not a curated record. NCBI's taxonomy places the organism in Eukaryota, Fungi, Ascomycota, Eurotiomycetes, Eurotiales, Aspergillaceae. Gene Ontology annotation, molecular function: protein serine/threonine phosphatase activity. Gene Ontology annotation, cellular component: nucleus; cytoplasm.
AUGGUCAAUCCAGACGGCGUAGACCUAGACUCUCUGAUAGAGAAAUUACUUGAGGGCGGCUACCCACCCGAAGCCAACUACCUCUUCCAGGGCGACUACGUCGACCGCGACAAGCAGUCGAUCGAAUGCAUCUGCCUGCUCCUCGCGUACAAGAUCAAAUGCUCGGAGAACUUCUUUAUCCUGCGCGGAAACCACGAGUGCGCAUCCAUCAACCGCAUCUACGGCUUCUACGACGAUUUGCAAGCGCUGGUACAGCAUCAAGAUAAAGGCAUCACGGAUUGGAGUGAGAUAGAUCGUGGUGUCCCGUUUACGUUCGGGCCCGAUGUCUUCAGCCGGCUUACUCAGAAGCACGACAUCGAUAUGGUCUGCCGCACGCAUCAGUGUGUGGAAGAUGGGUAUGAGUUCUUCGCCAAGCGGCAGUUGGUGACGCUGGUCGGUGCGCCCAAUUAUCGCGGGGAGUUUGAUAAUUCGGGCGCCAUGAUGAAUGUUGAUGAGAGCUUGCUUAGUUCGUUCCACAUCAUGAAGCCGGCUGAGAAACGAAAGCCGGUCUUCAGGAAGCGGUCGGCUAGUCAUUUCAAGCAAUAUGCUAGUAGGUGA